This is a messenger RNA of Polypterus senegalus (gray bichir), 655 nucleotides long. Its product is annotated as keratin, type I cytoskeletal 50 kDa-like. The coding region runs from base 1 to 648 and encodes 215 amino acids. Lineage: Eukaryota; Metazoa; Chordata; Cladistia; Polypteriformes; Polypteridae. The record is from RefSeq and is a predicted model, not a curated record. The transcript has 4 exons. Gene Ontology annotation, molecular function: structural molecule activity.
AUGAUGCCCAGUUGUCAGGUUGGCACAGGGGGCUUUGGUGGGCCGGUCUCCAGAGAGACCCUCACAACGGGCCUGGCUGCUGCCCUUGGUAACGGUGAAGUGAACGCUCAGACCAGUAGUCCUGGCCUUUACAAUGAUCUUCUUGGCAUCAAACCAAGUGACAAAGAAAACAUGCAGAACCUAAAUGCCCGCCUGGCCACCUACCUGAAGACUGUACACUCACUGGAAGCCGCCAAUGCCAGACUGGAAAAGCAAAUCCGCGAUUUCAUGCAGGAAAGAUUAGCGAAGCAGGGCAACGACUACAGCACAUACGAGAAGACCAUUAGCGACCUGCAGACACAGGUGGGCAUCGCAAGCAGGGACAGGCAGGACAUCCUCCUGGAAAUUACCAAUGCCCAACUAAAUCUGGAGGAUAAGAAAAAUGCGUUUCAGAAUGAGCAGGACUUGAGGUACCAAGCUGAAAGAGACGUAGCCCUGCUGAAGACGAUGCUGCAUACGCUGAGCCAAACCAAGACUGAUCUGAACGUGCAAGUCAGGAGCAUGCAGGAUGAGAUCGAUGACCUGAAGAGCAACCAUAGAAGGGCAAUAACAAGAUGCAAAGAAAAUCAACAGAUAAUCUGGCCUGGACAGCCACUACUUUCAUGCUAAUUUCUUA